This is a messenger RNA of Symbiodinium necroappetens, 873 nucleotides long. NCBI's taxonomy places the organism in Eukaryota, Dinophyceae, Suessiales, Symbiodiniaceae. The record is from the annotation of a GenBank genome assembly.
AUGGACGAAGAGGUGAAUGUUCAGAUCCUUACCAGCGGAGACAUGGUGGACUGUUCGAAUGUCAGCCAGGGGCGUGGAGGCGAGAAGGGGGCAUAUGGGCAUGCCUAUGCAGCCACUGUGAACAGUGAACCGUGCAUGCCGCUGAAGAUGGUAACGCAUAGCUGGCGCAACAAGUUUUCCUUCCUCCUCGCGGCCAUCCUCGCGGAUGCCUUGAACAGUGAGAAGUAUGAUCAGAUCGCUCAGCUGCUUGCAGAACGCCAGCUCGGAAAGAUUGUCCGUGCUUUGCAGAAGGCAGGGAAGCUUGACGCCGCCUAUUGGAUUUGUGCAUUCUCGGUGAACCAGCACACGGGGAUUUGCGCUACACCGCCAGCAACAGACUCAACUGGCCACGCAAUCACUCCUUGCUGCUGCGCAACACCGAAGCACUUCGAUGGGGACCUAAGCGAGAUGAACAAGUUUGACGAUAUGAUGGCCUACCUCAAGACAUACUUACGGGGCCACGGCCAGGCUCGGCUGGAACAGGUGGUGGCCUUGGAGCAGGACUUCACCUUGCUCACCAGGGUGUGGUGUGUCGCGGAACUUGUCGAAGCGCACGAGCUUCACCUGCAGCAAGCUUUGAAGAUACAUUCGUCAGCUUCCAGGGAUCAGUGCCUGGAUCGCCUCGUCAGCUUGGAUGUUCGAAAAGCCGAAGCCUCCUUUCCUGCAGACAAGGAGCUGGUCUUGGGGAAGAUCACAGACGUGGAUGGAUUCAACAAAGACCUUCAACAGCUCAUGCUGCAUCGCCUGGAAGGCUUCUUGCAUGCGGAGCAGGUGAAGACUUUCGCGACCUUGCUUGAUGAAGUGGUUCUGGCAGUCAUCAGCGUGGCCAUCUGA